Messenger RNA from Paramecium sonneborni, 704 nucleotides. Lineage: Eukaryota; Ciliophora; Oligohymenophorea; Peniculida; Parameciidae. The record is from the annotation of a GenBank genome assembly.
AUGGCUAUUUUGGAGAUCAGGAUUGGAAAUCGAAAUUCGUAACAUGUUUAUUAUAAUACAAUGAUACAACUAAAAUAAUAAAUUACGUCAGAGAUGGAGAGAUAAUAAGAAUGUACAAUAAUUUCAAAAAAAAUAGAGAGAAAAUAGAUAGUUUUUCGUAAUCUUUAUAAAACGGAUUUUAUAAUUUCUAACAAAUUAAAAAUUUAAGAUGGGAAGGAUCAUGUAUUUAAAAUAAAAAAGUUGGAAAAUGGAAUGCGUUUUGGAAGGGUGAAAAUCUAAAUAUUGGCGGAUUAUAUGAUUCUUUUGGGAAAAAGGUGGGUCCUUGGAUUGAAAUAUUUGAAAAUUAUUGGGAGUAAUUUAUUUUAAUUUCGAAAUCUAAGUCUCGCUGAAAUUACAUACUAGGGAGAAUACUUGGAAGGAAAAAGAGUUGGAUAUUGGAAAACAAUAUAUCAAAAUAAAAUUAUGUAGAAAAGCAUUCAAUUUAUAUUUUAAGAGGAGGCGGAUAAUACAACUAAAAAGGGUAACGUAUAGGAAAAUGGAUUGAAUUAUAUUAAUAUUUUUCUAAGUAAUUUUAUUAAUUUUAAAGUAGCAAAUCAAAAGUCUUUUUUGUUGGUUAAUAUAAAGUUGGAUUUAGAGAAGGAUAUUGGGAGAUCAUUUAAGAAGAUUAACUGAUGUAAAGAUUUCAUUUAAUUUUUAGAGGAGGG